AUUCAAUCCACAAACACAUGGAGCAACAUGAAUGGUUUGUCUUGCUUUGAGAGUUACUCAUAAUUCUCUAACAACUACUUCCUAAUCCUGGUUACUCAAGCUAAUCACCAUAUUUAACUACGAACUCCACUUAAUCACAAAAGGGGGAAUUCACUUACAUAUAUAGUCUCUUCCCCUCUGUUUGAGGCUAACAUGGGGAUGGAAGUUCAGAAUCUACAAAAGUUGGUCAAGACAGCACCAUCCAAAGCUUUGGUUAUCAGAAUCAACUUGUUUUUUCUUGCCAUCUUUCUGGUUGGUUAUGCAACCCUUCUUCUCCGUCCAUCUUCUUCAGUCUAUUUUGACAAUGCAGCUUCCCUUGUCAAGUGCUCCUUGAGAGAAUGCCAUCACAAGGCAGAAAACAGCAUAAAAAUGAAAGCUGUAUUGGAGGAAAUGCCUCAAGCAGAAUCAAGGAGGCCAAAGAAGAAUGUGACUAAGAUAGAGGUACCUAGCUUCUUUGGUGAAAUAGGGAGAGGAAUGAAGAUAGGAAUGGUGAACAUGGAUGAAGAUGAUGAUGAUGUGAGUGAAUGGAGCACCUAUGGAGAAACAUUACAAGUUCAUUUUGAUAAGGUAUCACAGUUUUUCAACUGGACAGAUUUAUUUCCUGAGUGGAUAGAUGAGGAGGAAGAGAGUGAUGUGCCAUCAUGCCCUGAGAUUCCUAUGCCAGAGUUUGCAACAUAUAAAAAUGUGGAUGUGAUAGUAGCAAAAUUGCCAUGCAAGUACCCUGAAGAAGGAUGGGCCAGGGAUGUUUUCAGGCUGCAAGUUCAUCUUAUUGUGGCAAACAUGGCAGUGAAGAAGGGAAAGAGGGAUUGGAAAUGGAAGACCAAGGUGGUGUUGUGGAGCAAGUGUAGGCCAAUGUUGGAGCUGUUUAGGUGUGAUGAUUUGGUUAAGCAUGAAGGUGAGUGGUGGUUGUAUGAGGUAGAUGUCAAGAGGUUGGAGCAGAAGGUUUCAUUGCCUGUUGGGUCUUGCACUUUGGCUUUGCCUCUAUGGGAACAAGGCAUCGACAAGGUGUAUGACAUGUCCAAGGUAGAACGAAGCGUUCGAAGCAAAACAAGAGCCAAACGCGAGGCCUACGCCACCGUGCUCCACUCCUCCGAGGGCUACGUCUGCGGCGCAAUCACCCUCGCACAGACCCUCCUCCAAACCGGAACCAACCGCGACCUCAUCCUCCUCCUCGACCGCUCCAUCUCCGCCCCCAAACGCCACGCCCUCGCCGCCGCAGGCUGGAAGAUCCGUCUCAUAACCCGGAUACGAAACCCACGCGCCGAGAACGGCACCUACAACGAGUACAACUACAGCAAGCUCCGCCUCUGGCAACUCACCGACUACCACAAAGUCAUCUUCAUCGACGCCGACAUCAUCGUGCUCCGCCGCCUCGACAUCCUCUUCCACUUCCCGCAGAUGACAGCGACGGGGAACGACCAGUCAAUCUUCAACUCCGGAAUCAUGGUAAUCGAACCGUCGAACUGCACGUUCCACGCGCUGAUGAAUCGCCGGCACGACGUGGUUUCGUACAACGGCGGUGACCAGGGGUUUCUGAACGAGAUCUUCGUGUGGUGGCACAGGCUGCCGAGGAGAGUGAACUACCUGAAGAAUUUCUGGGCGAACACGACGGUGGAGGCGAGGGUGAAGAACGAGCUGUUCGGGGCGGAGCCGGCGAAGGUGUAUGCGAUUCACUAUCUUGGGUUGAAGCCGUGGCAUUGUUACAGGGACUAUGACUGUAACUGGGAUGUGGGGGAUCAGAGGGUGUACGCGAGUGAUGUGGCGCAUGCGCGGUGGUGGAAGGUGCAUGAUGCGAUGGAGGAGCCGUUGCAGCGGUUUUGUAGGCUGACGAGGCGGCGGAGGACGGAGCUGAACUGGGAGAGGCGGAAGGCGGGGAAGUUGGGGUUGCCGGAUCAGCAUUGGAAGAUCAAUAUCACGGAUCCUAGAAGAGCUGGUUCACUUUUGAUUGAUUAAUUAAUUAGGGUUGUUGUAUACAUACAAUUUUUAUUUUUAUUUUUAUUUUUUCUCCUACUAAUAAUUUUGUUUUUAUAACUUUUGCUUCAUAUAUGUAUGUAUGUAUGUAGUACCUUCUUGGUGCAGAGGACAGACAUAGUUCAUGUGGAGAGGUUUUAUGUGAAGAUUAUUAUUUA
Messenger RNA from Lotus japonicus, 2168 nucleotides. Its product is annotated as UDP-glucuronate:xylan alpha-glucuronosyltransferase 2. Gene Ontology annotation, biological process: xylan biosynthetic process. Lineage: Eukaryota; Viridiplantae; Streptophyta; Magnoliopsida; Fabales; Fabaceae. Gene Ontology annotation, molecular function: glycosyltransferase activity. The coding region runs from base 193 to 1992 and encodes 599 amino acids. The transcript is spliced from 3 exons. The record is from RefSeq and is a predicted model, not a curated record.